UCUUUUUCAAGACAGGAUUUCUCUGUGUAACAGUCCUGGCUGUCCUGGACCUCAAUUUGUAUACCACAGUGGUCUCAAACUGUCUUCCUCAGCCUCCCAAAGUGCUGGGAUUAAAGGUGUGAGCCACUACUGCCUGGCCAGUAUUUUAUAUCUUUAUUGCAUCCACCUACUUUCAAACUUUAAAAAUAUUUAAAACUUUAUUUUUUGUUUAAAACCCAUAUAAGCUGGGCAUGGUAGCUCAAUCUUGUCUUUAUAUUCUGUGGUAGCUCUAGUAGGGAUCGGAAGUUCAAGGUCAACCAGAGCGUACAGGGAGUCGAGACUUGUGGGCUAUGUGAGGUUCUGCCUAAAUACCUUCACUAAGCGUAUUUUUGUCUUGACCUACACAGGGCUACGGUAAUGUCAGUGAAAUCUAACUCUGCCUUUCUUCCACUUAACGUCCAGGGAUUGUUACCUUGUAAUGACAAUGCUGCCUUCUGGAUCCUUCCUGAAGGACCUGACAGAGUUUUGUGGGCAACCUUAUGUCCAUGCAGGCAGCCUGAUUGGAGAGCAGAGUUUCUGCUGCCGCUGUGACAAUAGUGUGAGCAGACAGAAGUAGAUUGUAUGGCUCAGUACCUCAGACCACGAAAUAACUGCGUACAGUUUGGUGGACUGAUAUGUGGUUUGUCUGUACCGAGUUUUGUUUCCGCUUCACUCAUUGAUGGACACUUGGGUAGCUUCCACCUUUUGGCUGUUGUGAAUAAUGCCGCUCUGAACAUGGGUGUGCACAGAGCUCUUUGAGACCCUGCUUUCAGUUCUUCUGGCUGUAGAUCUUGAUGGAGGAGCACGGAGUGACCCAGACUGAACACAUGGCUACCAUAGAAGCCCAUGCAGUGGCCCAGCAGGUGCAGCAGGUCCAUGUAGCCACAUACACGGAGCACAGUAUGCUGAGCGCGGAUGAAGACUCUCCUUCCUCCCCCGAGGACACUUCUUAUGAUGACUCGGACAUCCUCAACUCCACGGCAGCUGACGAGGUAACUGCCCAUCUGGCUGCUGCAGUGCUGGGGAUCAAACCCAGGGCCUCGCACAUACUAGGUCCUGUGGGAAUGGCUGCUGCUGCUGCUGUGGCAACGGGGAAGAAACGGAAACGUCCUCAUGUGUUUGAGUCUAAUCCGUCCAUCCGGAAGAGACAACAGACACGUUUGCUUCGGAAACUCAGAGCCACACUAGAUGAGUAUACUACUCGCGUGGGGCAGCAAGCCAUCGUCCUCUGUAUCUCGCCCUCCAAACCCAACCCCGUCUUUAAGGUGUUCGGAGCAGCACCUUUGGAGAACGUGGUGCGAAAGUACAAGAGCAUGAUCCUGGAAGACCUGGAGUCUGCUCUAGCAGAACACGCCCCUGCGCCACAGGAGGUUAAUUCAGAACUGCCACCUCUCACCAUCGACGGGAUUCCAGUCUCUGUGGACAAAAUGACCCAGGCUCAGCUUCGGGCGUUUAUCCCAGAGAUGCUCAAGUAUUCCACAGGUCGGGGGAAACCAGGCUGGGGGAAGGAAAGCUGCAAACCUAUCUGGUGGCCAGAAGACAUCCCAUGGGCCAAUGUCCGCAGUGAUGUCCGCACAGAAGAGCAAAAGCAGAGGGUUUCAUGGACCCAAGCAUUACGGACCAUAGUUAAAAAUUGUUACAAGCAACAUGGGCGCGAAGAUCUUUUAUAUGCUUUUGAAGAUCAGCAAACACAGACACAGGCCACCACCACACACAGUAUAGCCCACCUCGUACCGUCACAGACCGUAGUACAGACCUUCAGCAACCCUGAUGGCACCGUGUCGCUCAUCCAGGUUGGUACGGGGGCAACAGUAGCUACAUUGGCUGAUGCUUCAGAACUGCCAACCACAGUCACUGUUGCCCAAGUGAAUUAUUCUGCUGUGGCUGAUGGAGAGGUGGAACAAAAUUGGGCCACGUUACAGGGAGGUGAAAUGACCAUCCAGACAACGCAAGCGUCAGAGGCCACUCAGGCGGUGGCCUCACUGGCAGAAGCCGCAGUGGCAGCUUCUCAGGAGAUGCAGCAGGGAGCUACUGUCACCAUGGCACUCAACAGUGAAGCUGCCGCCCAUGCUGUCGCCACGCUGGCUGAAGCCACCUUACAAGGCGGGGGACAGAUCGUCCUGUCUGGGGAAACCGCAGCAGCCGUCGGAGCACUUACUGGAGUCCAAGAUGCUAAUGGCCCAGAUGAAGUUCAUGCAUGGACCAUCAGGAAAGCCAUGAAGGCUCCUCAGGCUGCAGGAAAAAUUCACACAGAGUUUGGAAAGGGAUUCAUUAUGGCGGAAGUAAUGAAAGACGAAGAUCUUAAAGAGGAAGGUUCUGGAAAUGCAGCCAUGGCUGCUGGGAAGUACAGACAACAAGGCAGAACUUACGUUGUUGAAGAUGGAGAUAUUAUCUUAUUCAAAUUUAAUUCGCCUCAGCACCUGAAGAAGAAAUAAAGUUUAGCUCUUAACUUUAGCAUAUGUAUGGCUAUGGUUUUGCUUUUGACUUGGGGUAGUUGGUUGUUUUGUUUUGUUUUUAGCUAAAGUUUCUGAAAACUGAAGGUACAAAGUUGGAAUGGGACUCUUAUAUAAAUUGUUACUUACAUUAAAAUAGCAGAAGCUGAGUUCUGGUUUACUUUUGAAAGGAGAGUUGGGAUUGGAGAGUUGACUCAGCAGUCGGGCAUGCCCACUGUCCUAACGAAGAACCCAGGUGUGUCAGUGCGUCCAGCUCCAAGGGACCUAAUGCCCUCUUCUGGCUUCAAGGGUACCUACACACGUCAUUCAUUUACACAGAUGCAUACAUACACAUAAAUAAAAUUAAUCAAAGUAGUUUAAUUUAAAAAAGGGAAGGACGAGGAGCUGACAGGAGUUGGUGGUGUAUUGGAUAUAAAGUCAAGGGUGGUGAGGGGGACUUCAGAGACUUGAACCUGAGCAACAGGAAGAAUGUAAUUGCCGUGUGUUGAGGGAAGGGGGCCUGGGCCUUGCUUCACCGUUUAUGCUCAGCAAUGAUAGCCAACAGUUGUAUUUUAAUCAAGACAGGACAGGCUCCUAGGGCUGACAGCUCCUCUAGGGAGUUGGAAGUGAGUGGUUGAUCCAAAGAUCCUAGAGGUGAGGCCUGACUUUCUGAGUUCCCUAUGACCUCCAUUCUCAUUCUCCAUGGUCAGUGCUGCCAUGAUUUCCCAUGAAGCCUGGAGAGGCAGUGGUGAGCCCUGAAGGAUGGCCCUCUGCCUUCCUGGCCCUGUGGCAGGGUGCUAGUUGUCCAGGGUAUUUUGGUGCAUGGAAAGGCUCCCAGAUCCAAAGCCCACACAUCUAGCUUAAUAAACUAGUCAUUGGGGGCAGGGGGACAACAUGACAGCCUGUCUGUUCGCCUGUUGUUUGUCUCGUUGUGUUUUUUGAGACAGGGUCUUAAGGCUGUUGACAAGGCCAGCCUGGAGGCUGUGUGCUAGGACUGUAGUCAUGCAUUACCUUCCCUGGUUUGGGGGUGUAGGGGUUGGUUUUGACUGUGAGACACGGUCUCCCUCACCAUGUAACUUGAGUUGGCCUCAAACUAAAGAUCCUCCCGCCUCUGCCUCCCAAGUGCUGAUUUUAUGGGUAUCUACCACCACAGGCAGGAUCUACUGGGUAUUGUUAUUACAUUGACUUGUUUGCUCUGUGUGUGUGUGUGUGUGUGUGUGUGCGCGCGCGCGCGCGCAGUGGAGAUCAGAAGACAACUUACUGAAGUCAGUUCUCCUUCCAUCGUGUGAGUGCUGGGGAUUGAACCCGGGGUGUUAGCUUUGGUGGUAAGCACCUUUACCUGCUGAACCAUCUGGCUUGCCCUUGCAUUUUGUUUUUUGGAAAACUUUUUAUGUGUGUAUGUCGGGGGCUGUUUCUCAUUUUGUAGCUCUAACUGAUGUAGAACUGGCUAUGCAGACCAGACUGGCCUCAAAUACAGAAAUCCACCUGCCUCUGUCUCCCAAGUGCUGGGAUUGGAUAGCGAUUUACCACUGGGCAUCAUCUCUGUAAUCAGGACACCUGGAGGCUGAGUAAGGCAGGAAGAAUACCAUGAGUCUGAGGCCAGCCCAAGCUACCCAGUGAGACUGUCUCAAAACAAAUGAGAAUAAACUUUGAAUUUAAAGAACCGGUUUUUGAUUUAGAUUUGCUAAACUCUAGCAUUUGUGUGGCUUUGACAUUUUGGAAUACUGAAGUCUUGAGAACAUUGUGAGUCCGUGCCUUCCUGAUAGGUCCAGGGUUCUGCUGGAGUGCUCACUUAUGAAAAGAUGCCAUCCUGCAUCCCUCUCCAGGGUCCUAGCACAAAUCCAAGGGCAUACAGCCACACACACCAAGGAGUUUGGUUACUAAGACUGUAUUGGGUCUCCCUGAAAAAGAAAAGGAACUUCAGGCCCUUAAAGUAGAACAUGAAGGGCUUCCUGUUGCUUAAUCAAUUGAAAUGACCCAGAAUCCAAGCUUGGAUUAGCAUGUGCCUCUAGAUUAGGGCUAAUCGGGGGCAGGCUGAGCAGAUGCAGGGACACUCCCAGCGUGAUUACUGUACCUCAGCAUUUAAUCAUCUCUCUUCCAAGGGCAGCCGCCCGCCCGACUUAGUGUGUACUGGGUUUCAAAGCUUUCGGCCCCUCCCCCAUGCCAUGGACAUAAAGGCAGCUAGGUCAGAGACACUGAGGAGAUUUAAUCUAAUCCCAUGUCCAAAUGCCUGUGUGGGUGUUUGUGUUAGAGAGAGAGAUCUUAAAAUCCCCACAUGAAGAUGGCGAUACAUUUAUUUAAGGUGGACAUGGACUGAGAAUGCAUGUAGAAAAGAUUAGAGUUGAGUUUGCAAGGCCUUUGAGGUUAUGCAAUGACCAAGAUGUGUAGUACCUAUCACAACUACUCACCUUGAGACAGCUUUGUUAUGGAAGUCGUUUCAUAACUCAAUUGUAGGGGCUAAAUUGGCUUCUUCCCUGAGUUAUGUGAAAUAUACAAAAUGCAGUCUAUAAAAAAAUUUUUUAUUUGGAUAGGUUUUGGGUGUGGUGUUUUUACUUUGUUUUGGUUUUAGGAGAAAUGUCUCACUGUUUAUUCCAGGCUGGCCUUGGACUUGGCGCAGCCUUCCUGACUCCUGAGAUUACCCUUGAGCCACUACUCUAGCUGUGACUUUACACUUGCGUUUUCAUUUCUGAGUGUAGAAAAUGUGUUGAGCACCUGCUCACUGUUAGGGCCUCAGUGAUAGACUCGGUCCCUUCUUAAGGAAUUUGCAAUCGAAUUGAAGACAAGAUAUGCAAACAGUGAUGAUCUGUAAGAUUGUUCCUCUGUAGAAGGCUGAGCACAGAGCCGUGGGGCUACCAGGGAAGAGGAUCCAAACCAUUGGAGGGCAGAGGCUGGAAGAAGCAGAGAACAAGUCCAUUCUGCAGAAGUCAUGGUGUGCGCAAGCAUGGAGGUGCUUGUGUGGAGAAGACUAAGUCCAUCGCAGCCUUUGCAGGCCAAAGCAUAGUGGGUGUGUGCGUGCCUGUCUUCCUAGCACUUGACAGGAGGCUCCAAGGUUCAAGGCCAGCCUAUGCUCCAUCUUGAAACCCUGCCUCAAAACAAGAAGAUAGUCUAGAGCAAAUCAUGACUGCCUUGACCACCAUGCCAAACCAUCUAGACUGUGCUGUGACUUUGGGGACAUUACUAAUGUCAUGGUACCUAAGUGUGCAACUAGAAGGCUAAGCAGCAUAGUAUAUCUAAAAAUAACUUCUGUGGCAAGGAAGGGUGAAGGAAAGAACUGAUUCAGCAUUUAAAAGCCAUUUGGAAUGGCUUAGAAGAAACCGGGGCACCCCUGUCGUGAAGCCACACCCCCUGUUGCUUCCUCUGCUGACUUUUCCCCAUCACAGAGACAAGAACUCUCACUGACCCUGCCUUUGUUUUGUUAACACACCCAUGUAAGUGGAGUUUCACAAAUGACUGUCAUCAAAACAAAACUCUCAAGCCCUGCUUCGUGUUGUACCAUCAAAUGCUUAUCCUGAAAUUGACAAAACUGAACCUUGGAAAAUGCUCACACACGGUUAAUACUAUGAAAUCAGA
Molecule: messenger RNA, 6020 nt
Organism: Peromyscus californicus insignis
Lineage: Eukaryota; Metazoa; Chordata; Mammalia; Rodentia; Cricetidae
Gene: Nrf1
Product: nuclear respiratory factor 1
Exons: 14
Coding region: 813-2453 (546 amino acids)
Biological process (GO): regulation of transcription by RNA polymerase II
Cellular component (GO): nucleus
Molecular function (GO): RNA polymerase II cis-regulatory region sequence-specific DNA binding; DNA-binding transcription factor activity, RNA polymerase II-specific
Source: RefSeq, a predicted model, not a curated record